GAGAAAAUAAAAAUAAGAAAGCAUUGAAACACAAAAUUAAAAUAAUAGAGUAGUUUAAUUCUUGUCAAAUUAUUGUAUUUCACUUCCGGCAGAAAAACUUGGAAGUUAUUUUCGAUUUUGUGAUUAAUUUUUGUUGAUAUUCGGUAGAUGCUGAUCUCCUCAACAUGUUAAGAAACAUACGAUUACUUCAAGGAUUAUUUUUAGUUCGAUCUAACAAUGGACUUAUGGUAUCACCAUCUUGCUUCCGAUUAUGUUCUUCCACCAGCAGUGAACAAAAUACAACAUCAAAGCUACCUCCCAACAAAAAGAGUGAACGGUUAGAGGAACGAUACUCUGCCCAAGAAUCAAGCAAAAUUUUAGAGAAAAUUAAUACAUAUCAAGUCCAAGACUUUGAAACCUUGAAAUGGUUUAGCAAGCCGAAGGCAGUGAGUCUCGUACAGGCCAGGAAAGUGCGAGGACCUUUUGAAUCACUAUAUACACUUGCAGAGGUGCCCAAAUUUACAAACAUCAAGCUUUAUAAAGUGUGUGAUGCCUUGUUGUACAAUACACAAGCUGAACGUGUACCUAAAAGGGCAAGUGCCUCAGAUGUGAAUCCUCCCCUUACACCUGAAAAAUGCAAGAAUAUUAAAUCUUUGGUUGCCAUGGAGAUUAGACUUGACAACAUAAGCUGGGUGCACAUGGAUUCUGAUCUGAGGGUCAUACAGUGGGAACAGGAAAGUUUCUUUGAACAAUACAGCGCCCGCUAUGACCAUGCGGAAUAUCAGACACAGUUAUCCCGAGUUGUAUCCAUGUUGCCUGAGGCUGACAUGUACUCAUAUGAGCUGAUACCACAGGGCUAUACAAACCUACAGAAGAUACCCUACCAGGUUAACAAUGCAAUCAUCCAGGCUAUCAUCACUACAAUGCUUAAUAUGCGUCAUCAGGGAAACCAAUCAGAAUGGAACUCUGAUAUAAACCGAGUCUACACUAUAAAAUCAUAUGCGGUUCAAAAAUAUUUCAAUUUGAAUCUCGGUGGUGAGAGAGUCAGUAGUAGACUUCUUCUCGAUGAUGUCAUCAGUCGAGAAAAUGUACCAAUUCCUAAGGAUAUUAUGACACAGUAUAUGAGUUAUGACAAUAUUGGAAAGGAACUCCUAACAAGAUGUUUAUUUCAAGCAGUAGCAUUUUAUAAACUUGGUGUGCGGGCCAAUAUACCACCCUUACAGAAAGCUAGAGUGUCAACUAAACCAUCUAGUAUAUCAAUUGAAAAGCUAAUGCAUGAUAAAUUAUAAUAGCUGAUGUGAAGAAUUAUGUGAUAAUCCGGUUUAUUCAGGUAUUUGAAUUCAAUCUUGCACUGCAUUUACUUGAUUUUAUCACUAUCCAGUCACUUUGUCAGUCUGUAUUCAAAAUACCCAUGUUCACUUUUGAUCCAUUUUUCACAAUAUACAAGUCUGUAGCAUUUAUAAUGUUCCAAAAUGUGAUAAUGUUUGUUGCAACUGAUACGUCAGAGUCAGCUUUCCAAGUGUUACACUUUUCUCAAAACUUGGAAUUGCCUUUUACAUUUGUUUCUUUUUUGAUAAACAAUAUUCACUAAAAUUCAGUAUGUACAGAAAUAGAUACAUGUUAUAUUGUAUUUAGUCUAGCU
Messenger RNA from Owenia fusiformis, 1621 nucleotides. Lineage: Eukaryota; Metazoa; Annelida; Polychaeta; Sabellida; Oweniidae. The record is from the annotation of a GenBank genome assembly.